AUUUUUCUUUUGCAAAACAAAUCGGUUUACACGUGUUUUACGUUUUCUGUGCAGCAAAUAAAUCAGAUAAAAUCGUUAUUUUAUUCGCAUAAUACUGAAAACUAUGGGUAAGAAGAAAAGUGAUGUUGACUUGCCCGGCUUUCCUUCCCUAAAAACUGAAGAGCCGUGAACCAACAAAGGGCGCGCGUGCAUUAAUUCUUUCUCCCACGAGAGAGUUGGCUGUGCAAACAUACAAAUUUAUCAAAGAGCUGGGUCGUUUUAUGGAUCUGAAAACUAUUUUAGUACUUGGUGGUGAUUCUAUGGACUCUCAGUUUUCUGCUAUACACACUUGCCCAGACAUAAUAGUCGCCACACCGGGUCGUUUUCUGCAUUUGUGCGUCGAAAUGGAUCUUAAGCUUAAUUCAGUGGAAUACGUAGUGUUCGAUGAAGCAGAUCGAUUGUUUGAGAUGGGUUUCGGCGAGCAACUAAAUGAAACUUUACAUCGCUUACCCGCAGGAAGACAAACGGUCCUAUUUUCGGCAACGCUUCCUAAAUUAUUGGUAAACUUUGCCCGUGCUGGCUUAAACGAUCCAAUUCUGCUGCGAUUAGAUGUGGAGUCUAAAAUACCAGAGGGUUUAAUGCUUAAAUUCUUAUAUUGCCGUCCAGAUGAACGUUAUACUGCUUUGGUUGUGUUACUCAAAUACGUAAUACCGGAAGAUGCUCAAACUGUGGUUUUUGCAGGCACACAGCAUCACGUCGAGUUGCUCUGUUAUAUUCUUACAAAAUGUGGCAUAUCCAAUACGUCAGUGUAUUCUAGUUUGGAUCCUGCUGCACGUAAAAUUAACACCGCAAAAUUUGUAAACAAAAAGGUAUCUGUGCUCACCGUAACUGAUGUGGCGGCACGUGGUAUUGAUAUACCAAGUUUGGAUUUCGUGGUCAAUUUUCAUUUCCCAGGAAAGCCAAAACUGUUUGUCCAUCGUGUGGGACGUUGCGCGCGCGCGGGACGUACCGGCACUGCUUAUUCAAUUUUUUCUACUGAUGACGCUGCUCACGUUUUGGAUCUACAUUUAUUCCUUAAUCGUCAAUUCAAUAUAAAUGAUAGUAAAACUGUUGGUGUUGCACCACAGGAUUUGUUGGAGGAGGAACAUCUAUCUGUUACAGAAGUCAAGAAAAGUCAUGACAUUGCCGGUGUGUUUCGUACGAGUGAAAACGCGUAUAAAAAGUAUUUAUCGUCACGGCCCGUGGCCUCAACAGAAUCAAACUCUCGUAUAAAAAAGAUUAAGUUUUAUAGUUGCAAACCUUUGGAUGAUUUCUCGUCGGUUGAAAAAUCAGAAAGUUUGAGUAGUGAAAACCAAAUGAAAUCGAAGGAAGAAGCAGCGUCAGAAGAACGUAAGUUGCAAGAAGAAAAGCAUGACUUGUUGAUGAAAAUGCGAAACUUUAAACCCUCUACAACGAUUUUCGAGUUGAAUCGCCAUCAAAAAUCUGUUCCGUUUACUACAAUGAAAGAAAAGCGUUCGAAACAUACAGAAGUUAUUGAGAAAUAUAGGAAUAAAAUGGUUGAAAUUGAAAAGGAGGAAGCCAAUAAGCAAUUAGAAGAAGAGGAUAAAGAAGAAGCAGAUGAAGCUGACGCAGAUGAUAUUAAUGCAGCGUUUGACACAAUAGUCGCUCCAAAGAAACGAAAGAACCUGGAAGACUUGUAUAAGAAUAAAAAGAAAAAGAAGAAGUCCAAUGUUAAGGACGCUGAGAACUAUAUCCCGUACCAGUCUGCAGACAAACACACCGAAGAUGGCCUUGCCAUUAAUACCUUCGAGCGACAAGCCAUGAAUGCAGAAUUCUCUGUGGUAGAUCGUGACAGCAAUACGGACAUGCGCCACAAGCCAGGCAUGAAAAGAUGGGAUCGAAUUAAGAAGAAAAUGGUGUCUGUCCAAGAUCCACGUGCUAAUAAAAUACGUUCUGAAUCGGGUGCCUGGAUUCCAGCCUCUUUCAAGACUGGCCGCUAUAAUGACUGGAAAGAAAAAUCAAAAAUCGAAGAACAGUUGCAGCGUGAAAACGACAGCGAUGACGAUGGAUUCAAACCACUUCAUCAGUCACAACGUUAUCCUGUUGGACGUCAUGCGCGUCACAAUGCAAAGGUGGCGGGCAAGAAGCGAGCAGGUGGUGGCGAGAAUGAACUGCGUCAUCCUGAACAGAUAGUAAAGGCGCGUAUGCGUUUAGAAUUUAUCAAGAAGCGUAAUGCAGACAAUGCAUUGCGUAAGGCUGAGAACAGGAAGCGCAGUAUGCGAAAAUCUCAGCGGACCAAGUCAAAGAAAGGUGGCAAGAAAUAGUGGAAAAUCGAGAUGAGAGUGUAGUU
Rhagoletis pomonella (apple maggot) is the source of this 2329-nucleotide messenger RNA. RefSeq names its product ATP-dependent RNA helicase DDX54. The record is from RefSeq and is a predicted model, not a curated record. Gene Ontology annotation, cellular component: nucleus. Gene Ontology annotation, molecular function: ATP binding; RNA helicase activity; RNA binding. NCBI's taxonomy places the organism in Eukaryota, Metazoa, Arthropoda, Insecta, Diptera, Tephritidae.